AUGGACAAUCCCAGGUUGAUAGGACGAGGUCUGGCGCCUUUUGAUCUUUAUCCUUACAACCCGUCCAAAACAGCUGGCUGGGUAUUUGUCGUCAUCUUCGGCAUUGGAGCAGCCGUACAUUUUGUUCUGAUGUUUCCUUUGCGAGCGUGGUUCUUCAUUCCAUUUAUACUUGGUUGUGUCGGUGAAGCGUUCGGUUAUUAUGGCCGAGCAUGGUCUCACAACAAUAUCCGAGAUGGCAGUCCGUAUCUUCUCCAACUCAUGCUCAUCCUGGGAUCUGCACCGCUUCUCGCUGCCACCGUCUACAUGACACUAGGCCGUUUCGCCCGCUCUCUACAAGCGGAGAAGUACACAAUUAUGAGUGUGCGAUGGGUGACAAAAAUCUACGUCCUGAUUGAUAUUGCAAGCUUUGGUUGCCAGAUGGCAGGUUCUGCUAUGCAAGCGAGUAGUGACCCCACCGGAAUCAAGCUCGGCCAGCAUAUAGUCAUUGGGGGAUUGAUUGUUCAACUUAUUGCUUUGGGAUGGUUUAUUUUUGAGAACACGAUUCUUCAUAUCCGACUCACCAACGGGCCAACUGUUAUCACGUUGAAAGAUCCCUCAAUUCCCUGGAGAUCAACGCUUUGGAUGUUGCGCGGUGUUAGUGUGCUUAUUUUCAUACGGAGUGUUUAUCGGUUGAUAGAGUUCACCAGUGGUAGUGACAGUGCUCUGACAAAACAUGAGGCUUUCUUGUAUGUUUUUGACGCGUCGCUGUUGUCUCUGGUUGCGUUUCUCUUUGUUGUGAUUCAUCCUGGACGACUUUUCCGGAAGAUCCGCAUAUUGACAUUGCACUCAUUGGACGAGGAUGGGAGUAUGAUGUUGGAUGAACGUCCUUGA
Talaromyces stipitatus ATCC 10500 is the source of this 870-nucleotide messenger RNA. Its product is annotated as RTA1 domain protein, putative. Lineage: Eukaryota; Fungi; Ascomycota; Eurotiomycetes; Eurotiales; Trichocomaceae. The coding region runs from base 1 to 870 and encodes 289 amino acids. Gene Ontology annotation, cellular component: membrane. The transcript has 2 exons. The record is from RefSeq and is a predicted model, not a curated record.